GGUAAGUUGGAGGUAGCUGCAAAGUUGGGCCUUCGUCUGGGGAAGGUAGCACAGAACCCCACCAAAAAUUUCUAACGGUUAGACAGGGCAAAUCGAGCUCAGGUGCUUUACAACUUUACAACUGACAACAAACAAAUAAUUUUAAACCCAAGACAAAUAAAGUCGAAUCAGUCAACUUGAACUUUCGAUUAACGAGUUAGGCAUCUACCGAAUAGUAACUUCAUCGACGAAUUCACUUGAAGGCCCCUUGGAAGUAGCAAAGGAAGAGGGAAGAUAGAGAAGGUUUAAACGGAAAAAAAGAAAAAAGAAAAGAAAAGAAAAAUGCCCCUCGACACAUCAACCUAUAACCUCGCGCUCCUGCGCAUCGACGGCCGCCGAUGGAAUGAGCUGCGCCAAUUACGCGGCCAGAUCCGGACGCAAGCCGCGGCUGACGGAUCCUCGUACCUCGAAAUGGGCAACACGAAAAUCAUGUGCGUGGUUACCGGCCCCAGCGAAGACGGUAAGCGACGCAACCAAGGCGCCUCCUCUGCCUCCGCCGCUAGUUCCGGCUCGUCGACUUCCGCUUCGGCGACCAAUGCUGCGGAUAUAUUGGUUAGUGUUGUUGUCGGCGGGUUUAGUACAGUGGAUAGGAAAAAGAGAGCAAGGAGCGAUAAGCGCAUCCAAGAACUCCAAGCUACCCUCGCCAAAUCCCUCGCCGCGGUCCUACAUACGCACUUAUUCCCGCGCUCUACUAUAUCACUAUCCCUACACAUCCUGUCGCAAGACGGCAGCCUUCUGGCCUGCCUCAUCAACGCCGCGACUCUCGCGCUCGUCGAUGCCGGCGUGCCUAUGACAGAUUACUUAGUCGCUUGCAGCGCGGGCAGCACAUCCUCGCACUCGGCGGCUGACGAGAGCGCGGACCCGCUUAUUGACUUAAACAACCAGGAAGAACAAGAAUUGCCGUUUUUGACGGUCGGCACUCUGGGCGCUACUGACAAGGUCUCCGUACUUGUCUGCGAGAGCAGAGUCCAGGUUAGUAGGUUGGAGGGAAUGAUGGUCGCGGCGGCGGACGGUUGUGCGAAUAUACGCGCGUAUCUGGACUCGGUUGUGAGGGAUAAGGGACGUAGGAUGGUAGCUGAAGGGGCGGUAGAGAAGGGCGCCAGUAUGGCUAUGGAUAUUGAUGUUUAGGUUCCGUUGAAGGAGGCCGGUUAAUAGAAUGAGGAGAGAAUUACGAGGGAGUCUGGAUUGGCGGUAUAGGAUAUGACAGGUGUUCAGGUUGGAGGCUCAUUUACUCGCGGG
Daldinia vernicosa is the source of this 1278-nucleotide messenger RNA. Its product is annotated as ribosomal protein S5 domain 2-like protein. Gene Ontology annotation, cellular component: nuclear exosome (RNase complex); cytoplasmic exosome (RNase complex); nucleolus. Bases 322 to 1167 code for a protein of 281 amino acids. The record is from RefSeq and is a predicted model, not a curated record. NCBI's taxonomy places the organism in Eukaryota, Fungi, Ascomycota, Sordariomycetes, Xylariales, Hypoxylaceae. The transcript is spliced from 2 exons. Gene Ontology annotation, biological process: rRNA catabolic process; U4 snRNA 3'-end processing; nuclear mRNA surveillance.